UAAAUGUGAAUGUAUUUUCAUAAUAUUUAUCAAAUUAUAUGUUGAUAUUUUUUAAAAAAAUAUCAGAAAAUAAAGCGAUGAUCAAUAUGAAGUUACAUAUAUAAGUAACUAAUACAUUUUUGGAAACUCAUGAACACAUAUCAAUAUUUACAAUAAUUAAACUAAAAUUUAUUUUAAAUAAUCUCAAAAAUGAGAAUUCAUAUUUUCUUUGGUAUUUUAAGUAUAGUCAUAUUAAGUUCCACAAACAUAAAAACAUAAACUUAAAAAAAAAAUAUAAUAUUAUGAAAACAAAUAAUUUUAAUAAUGAUAAAAAAAUAUAAUAUAAUUACCUCGUUAAAGUAUAUAGUGUUAUGUUAUUUCAAAGUAUUUUAUAAUUAUUUGAUCAAAAGAUGUUUAUUGUUAAUUUGUUUUUUUAAUAUUUCUUAAAAAUAAGCAGUUUAAAAAUAUUGUGUGAUUGUAUUUUAAAAAUCAUAUUAUAUAAGUACAAAUAUAAUUUAUAGAUUUUUUUUGCUGUAAUUGAAAGAUAUUAUACUCAACUAAAUAUAUAAAAAAUAAAUAAAACAUUUUAAUACUACUAAUUAUAAACUAUUUUUAGUCAAUUAAACAUAUAUCAGUUUAUGUUACAUAAUUAUUUUAUGUAAUCAUCUAAGAAAAUAUAUAGAUAUAUAAAAAAUAUUUCUAUUACUUUGAAAAUAUAUAUUUUUGUAUUGUUUAAAUUUAUGUAUAUAUGAUAGUAUAUAUAUAUAUAUAUGAUAAUAGUUGAAAGGGUUGAGUUAGUCGUUUAAAUAACCACAUUAAAUCAUGUAAAGUUAUUUUCUCGAUACUAUAAUAAUAUAUAGCAAAUAUGUAUAACAAAGAGGAAACAAACUAUAAAAAGAAAAAAAAAUAGUUUGCAAACGAAAGACAUGGAUAUUGGUCAAAUUAAAAAUUAUCAUUUAUAUAUUCAAAUUAAUCAAAUUAUGUUUUGUAUAUAGUUAAAUUGGGUUUUAUGGUUGAUAGGCGUCCGCACAACAUUUAAACUGGUUUGGACGGUUUAAUGUAAAUCUAAGUUUUAUUACAAUUCGGAUUUGGUUAAUUAAAAGUCUCAUUGUUGGUCCGGUCUAACAAACCGAACCAGUUCGAUUUUUAAAACAUUAUUUUAAUUAUCGUUUUUAUCUAUUUUGAAUUAGAUUCCACAAAAGAACAAAUCCCGCUUUCAAAACGCAGAUAAAAUCUUAUAGUUAUUAUGAUUACGAGUUUUAUAAAAUAUUGGUAAAUCGUAAUCCCUGGUCAUAUCAAGUUCAUCAACUGGAUAUACGCUACGGUCACGACUAUCUUAAUAUGCAUUAUCCUUAUCCAAAAACACAAUUUGCGCGCCACAUGUACAUAUAAUACAAAACAGUUUUUAAGAAAAAAAAAUACAAAACAGUUGAAUCCUGAAGCGUGAAAUAUGAACCGUGCAUUAAAUAAAAGAAAUUCAAAACCACCAAAAGUUUCUGAUCUGACGGUUAAUUCUUAACUGUGAUUUAACGUAAUUAAAAAGUCUUAAAAUCCCAAGGUUUAUUCCUCCAACUAAGUCCCGAUAUUUGCUGUAACCAUAUGGAAUGGAACUAGUUGUCAAAGAAAGCUUUUAUUUAAAAAAGAAACAACUCGCAACAAGAAUUGGUUUAAUUUACAAUAAUCAAAUUAAUAUGUACCUAGGAGGCUAGGACUUAUCGUUUCUUCUCUCUACCAUCCAUGAUUCCGUGAGAGAUCUUAUUCCGUUUUACAGUUACUGUAAGUCUGCAAAGAUUAAGUAAUUGCACGAUCUCCCAUUUGUUUUUAUUCUACGUUUUCUAUUUUCCAUUUUUGGUUACCUUUGUUUUGUUCUUCUCUUUCGUUUGUGGUUCUCACGCUCUUAUGAUAAUUAAUUCAACAAUGAAACUACAAUGUUUGUCCCAGCGCCGGCACUGACCACAAUUGUCAUUAGUAUUGGUACUUGUGAUUAAGUGGUGUUCGAUAUUUCAAAGUUUUUUUUUCUCUCACAUGAACAAAGAUCAUUAACUCUGUCUGAUUUGUGUUAAACGCAUUUACUUCUCACAAUCAUUUUCAUUUACAGAAGCACAUUGUCGAAGAGAAACGCUUAAGGCAUAUGAACACAUGAUCGAGGAAAUUCACAAACAGAUACAUUAAAAGGUUAAACAUCUAAUUUUUUUGGUUUGUUCGUUACCGUUAAUCUUAAUAUAAGAACACUUCUCCUUAUUGCUUUCAGGUAAUCCAUUUUCUAGUUUUCUGAAUCGCUGUUAUUCUUCGAUAGAGUUUAAAUUAUUGAAAGAAAGACUGUUUUUAGGGAAGAUUUUUGCAACAUAUAUAUAUUUUUUUUGAGUUUGCCAGUUUGUUCCUUAAUAAUAUUCAAAAACAUUUUGUCCAGAAAAAAAAAAAAUACAAAAACCCAAAAGACUCGGAUAACAUACUAGUGGUUUACGAUAAAAAUGAACAGUUUUUGAGUUGUUUUAAAUAAAGAGAAGAGUGGAUGUUAAAAUGCUUUUUCUGAAAGUAAAUGGGAACUGUACUUUUCGAGGUCAAAUGUUGUUUUGAACGUACAAGCAUGACUUAGAUCUAGCCUCGUUGUUUUUAUCCAUAACGUUGUCUGUUAUCAUUGACUUACAACGUAAAUCCCAUUUUUGUACCAAUAUUAACAUGUGCGGUUUUGAGCGAGUCUCACUCUUCUCCUUUUUUUGGUCUCAACUUGUCGUUAUGUUACUUUUGAUUCAUCCAUCCAUAUAAGUGUUUCACUAAAAUUUUGUGGAAAAAAUGAUGAAUUUUUGUAUGAUUUGCUUUGAAGAAGAAGUGAUAAGACGAUAUUAUUGGAGAUGAAUUUCACAGAAUCGAUGAACGUUGUGCACAGCAGAAUCCAACAACUUGAACCUGAAAAUGCAUCAAAAAUCAUCGGUUAUCUCUUGAUGCAAGACCAUGGGGACCUUGACAUGAUCCGUCUCGCCUUCUGUCCAGAUUCUGUGAUGCAUUCCAUGAUCAACUUCGUGAAAUACGAAUUAGCUAAAGAUCCUCGUUACAACAGCCCUCCUUCUGAUCACGCUCCUACGCUUAGUUUCGGAUCAUUCACUGGUUCAUCUAUCCAGCCUCCCUCCGUUUCGGUUUCUCCUCCUCUGAGAACCGGUUAUUGGGAGAACUCAACCGAGGUGGAUUCGUUGCAUAGCAAUGUUCAGUUCUUGAACUUUGAGGAUUCUAUGACGAGCACUGAGUUCUCUAAUGGCUUCUUCUCUCGAGAUCAUCAAUGCUUGCCUUUAAGAACAAGCAGGAGAUCACCAAGUUUACCCGAGUUUCCAGUAAAAAUAUGUCAUUACUUCAACAAAGGGUACUGCAAACAUGGCAACAACUGCCGGUAUUUCCACGGGCAGAUCAUACCGGAGAGAGAGGGUUUCUCUCAGAUGUUUAAUCCAAACAACAUAAGUGAUGAAGAACAUGUUGUUUCUCCCGGAUCACUUGAGAAACUAGAAGGAGAGAUCAUCGAGCUGCUCAAAUCGAGAAGAGGCGCUCCCAUUUCCAUUGCUUCAUUGCCAGUGAUGUACUAUGAAAAAUACGCAAGGACCCUUCAAGCUGAAGGAUAUCUCACAGAGUCACAAAGACAUGGCAAAGCUGGCUAUAGCCUCACCAAGCUUCUUGCUCGCUUGAACAACACCAUCCGCCUCAUCGACAGGCCUCAUGGUCAGCAUUCGGUUAUAUUAGCAGAAGAUGUAUCGAAGUUUGUGGAAUACAUGGGAGAGAGAAACGAACAUGGAGCCAUCCUUGCCGGUUCCAGGCAGAUUUACUUGACCUUUCCAGCAGAGAGUAGUUUCACUGAACAUGAUGUCUCAAACUACUUCUCCAAAUUCGGACUUGUUGAAGAUGUGAGGAUUCCUUGUCAACAGAAGAGAAUGUUUGGAUUUGUAACAUUUGUUUACACAGAAAGCGUCAAACACAUUCUCGCUAAAGGCAAUCCUCAUUUCAUAUGCGGGGCCCGUGUUCUCGUCAAGCCUUACCGGGAAAAAUCACGCUCUAGUCGAUACCUUGACAACAACAAGCCUCUUCACAGGAUGCGGUAUGGCUCUCAAUACAUUGACAGAGACUUGGAGAUGAACACAUUACCACCACGAGUUAGCGAGAGCUCAAGACUAAUGAGGAAUCAGUUUCUUGAGGAACAUGAGCAAUCAGUUUCGAAGUCUUUACCUACCAAUUACUCUUAUCUUGGCUUCUCCCAGGACUUCAGGAUAACAUCAGAUGCGGAGCAAGAGGAACAAGUAGGACGGUUGAGCUAUCUGUUGGACUAUUUGAACACUGAAGAAAAUGUCAUGAACAUAACCACAAACUACAAAGACACUGACCGGAGAAUCCAUUGUGAUCCUUUGGACAACCAAGUCUUGAACCUACCAGAGAGUCCUUUUUCUUCCCUUUCUGGGAAGGAGAUUUCGACAGUUACCUAGAGAUGAAGAGAUUAAUAUCUAACCAAAAGGGAGAAGAAGAUAGGAACAUAAAGGUUAGAGGAAAUUCCCAAAUAUCUAAUAAUCAUCAAUCCGCAAAAAGAGUCUUCUUUAUAUUCUUCUUGCCCGGAAACCUUAGCAUCAUUAGCAAUAACGCCUAAGAGAUAAAAAAAAAGAGAGGUGACAGAAACUUUCUUUUACUACAGCAUGAGCCAAGCAGAGACAUAAAAGUACAGGGGUUACAUUAAUAAUUGAAAUCUUUCAGAAGGUUUACUUAUCUGUUUUCACUCUCUCUUAUCAACUUUAUGAUGCUGAUAGAUCAUAUCUCAUUGUAACAUAUGACAAUCAUUCUAGUUUUAAAAACCAAGGUUUAAUGUA
Molecule: messenger RNA, 4814 nt
Organism: Brassica napus (rape)
Lineage: Eukaryota; Viridiplantae; Streptophyta; Magnoliopsida; Brassicales; Brassicaceae
Product: zinc finger CCCH domain-containing protein 18-like
Exons: 6
Coding region: 2832-4439 (535 amino acids)
Molecular function (GO): metal ion binding; RNA binding
Source: RefSeq, a predicted model, not a curated record